Acanthamoeba castellanii str. Neff is the source of this 960-nucleotide messenger RNA. Its product is annotated as porphobilinogen deaminase. Gene Ontology annotation, biological process: heme biosynthetic process. Lineage: Eukaryota; Discosea; Longamoebia; Acanthamoebidae. Gene Ontology annotation, cellular component: cytoplasm. The transcript has 7 exons. Gene Ontology annotation, molecular function: hydroxymethylbilane synthase activity. The record is from RefSeq and is a predicted model, not a curated record. The coding region runs from base 1 to 960 and encodes 319 amino acids.
AUGGAGGGAAGCAGCCAGCAACAGGAGCCACGCAAGUCAGUGUGCAUCGGCUCGCGCGACAGCCAGCUGGCCCUCGUGCAGACCAACUACGUGAAGGCCCAACUUGAGGCAGCGCACCCAGAUGUUACCUUCACCUUGGAGACCAUGAAGACCAUGGGCGACAAGAUCCUCGACGUCGCACUGGCCAAGAUUGGCGACAAGGGCCUGUUCACGAAAGAGCUGGAGCUGGGCAUGCUCCACGGGCACAUCGACAUAGCUGUCCACUCUCUGAAGGACCUGCCCACUCGUCUGCCCGAAGGCCUCAUGGUCGGCGCCAUCCUCGAGCGCGAGACGCCGAACGACGCGGUGGUGGUUAAUCCCAAGCACGUCGGCAGCACGCUGGCCACCCUUCCAUCAGGCGCCGUCGUGGGCACCUCGUCGCUUCGCCGGCGAUCGCAGCUGACCCGCGCCUAUCCUCACCUCGUCUUCAAAGAUGUGCGAGGCAACCUUAACACGCGACUGCGCAAGUUGGACUCGGGCGAGUACGAUGCCCUCAUCCUCGCGCUGGGGUGGGGUGAGAGGAUCGCAGAGGUGCUGACGCCCGAGCAAUCGCUUCAUGCCGUGGGCCAGGGCGCCCUCGGUGUCGAGUGCCGGGCCGAGGAUCCCUACAUCCUGUCACUCCUCUCCAAGCUGCACCACGAGGAGACGGCGCUGUGCUGUCGGGCCGAGCGAAGCUUCCUGCGGGAGCUCGAGGGCGGGUGCCAGGUGCCGGUGGGCGUGGCCACGAAGCUGGACGCGGAGAAGGGAACCAUCUUCCUGCAGGGCGCCGUGCUCAGCGUCGAGGGCGACCAGUGCGUGGACGGCCGGUUCGAGGGUCCGGCCAGCGACCCCGAGGCCGUGGGCAUCGCCCUGGCGCGGGACCUCAAGUCCCGGGGCGCCGACGAGAUCCUUCAGAAGAUCUUUGCCCUCGCCCGGCAGUGA